AGAAGAUGCUUGCAUGAGCUUUGAGGACAAGGAGAGAAAGAAAAACAUUUCUACUAGGGGAGACUGGAGGAGCUCAUAUCAUUCUGUAUUGUUCAGUAGCUGAAAAGGGACACAACUGUCUUCUGAAAGUGUGCUAGGGGACAGAAGGAGAAGAGACAACAGGCAGAAGCUGGCCAGUGUUUCAGGAAGAGCUUUCUAGGAAGAGCCCUAGGGGAUUUCAGGAGGUAUUUCAUAAAGGUACGCUUGAGAUGAUACACUGUCACUUAGAGCAGCAGUGGGAAGUCCCUCCCAGUGCUGUAUUCUGGGCUGGGCCUCUUAUUCCACCCCUAAGAAGUCUGUCAGCUAUUUCCUUUAUCAGAAGGACAGUUUGAGGUUUGAGGGCAUAGCCCACACUCUUAUCUUGUUUCAUGUCUUGAGUCACUCAAGGCUUACUAGAAAAACUGUGAGAUGCUCAGCCCUGCCACAAGAGGACAGGAAAAUGAGUGUGAAGAUGUCAAGCCAUUUACUCCUGAGAAAACCAAGGAAAUUGUGAUGUCUCUACAGCAACCUGCAGUCUUCUGUAACAUGGUUGGUGACUGGCCAGCCCUGCACUGGAAUGCAAAAUAUCUUUCUGCUGUGUUGGAUGGAAAGACAAUCCAGUUUAGGCUAGGCCUGAAGACCAUGGGUUUAGUUCCCCAGUUUGAAACCAGGUGUAGUUAUGUGAAGGCUACACUUGAAGAGUUUUUGGCUUGGAGUUGCGGGCAGCCUUCUUGUCUCUCUGGACCAUUCAGUUGUUACGAAUUCUCUAAAUACUGGGCUUAUGCUGACUACAAAUACAUUGCCAGGAUAUUUGAAGACAAGCCAGAAUUUUUCCAGGAUAUAAGGUGGUCUGACUUUGGUUUUCCUGGAAGAAAUGGGAAAGAGAGCACACUGUGGAUUGGUUCGGAAGGAGCAAACACCCCUUGCCAUUUGGACUCCUACGGCUGCAACUUAGUGUUGCAAGUACAAGGAAGGAAGAGAUGGCACCUCUUCCCACCUGGUGACACCAGUUUCCUUUAUCCCACCAGGAUCCCUUAUGAGGAAUCCAGCGUAUUCAGCAAAGUCAGCGUUACCAAUCCUGAUCUGAAACGCUUCCCCAAGUUUAGGAACACAACAGCCCAUGUUGUUACACUAAGUCCAGGACAGGUCUUGCUUGUUCCAAGGCAUUGGUGGCACAAUGUGGAAUCCAUUGAUCCCAUCACUAUCAGCAUAAACUCUUGGAUUGAACUGGAUGCAGAUCAUGAAGCCCGUGUAGAAGAAGCGAUAACUCGAAUGCUGGUGUGUGCCCUAAAAUCAGCAGAAAAUCCCAGUGAUGGAGAUCCCUGGCUAAAUCCCACAGAGGUUGAGGCAACAUCCCAUGAAAUCAAUCUUCAAUACCUGAAUAAAGCAGUAUCUGCAUAUUUCAAGUGUCAAAAAGCAAGUGAAUCAGAGCAGCCAUGUUCCAGCAGCAGUGAUGCAGAGCAAAGGACAAUUGCCUCAUGCAAAAGGAAGAAAAGGGAAGUUGGCUGUGAACCAGAGGGCUGCAGAUUACUAACCCAUGAGUUUGGCUUUUCAACAUUUAAAGCAGGAAAUCUGCAGAAAAUACCUUUUGGGCCUCAUCUUAUUCAAGUUUUACCACAGUCUCAAGAAACAAGCUCCAUAGGUGCAGUUGCAGUUGAAAGUGACAGUAGAGAGCUUCUCCAUGAAAAUGAAGGAGGGCAUUUUGGAAAAUUACACUGCACAAGGAAGCAACUGGCAAUGAGUAAUGACUGUGAAACGGCUGCACAUCAAAUGGGUUCAGACGGCAGUCCAAAUGCCUCGCAAACAGCCCUUUCUACCACUGAUUUGCUAGACUGUUUAGUUAAUCCGCAUGUCAUCAAUUUAGUGGCUCGGCUGCUGUUGGAGAGAACAAGAGUUUAAUGCUGAAGUGCUUUAUCAUUUCUGAAAUAAAGAAAUCAGAUGGCAGCCUUA
Molecule: messenger RNA, 1968 nt
Organism: Pezoporus occidentalis (night parrot)
Lineage: Eukaryota; Metazoa; Chordata; Aves; Psittaciformes; Psittacidae
Gene: HSPBAP1
Product: HSPB1 associated protein 1
Exons: 8
Coding region: 448-1917 (489 amino acids)
Molecular function (GO): 2-oxoglutarate-dependent dioxygenase activity
Source: RefSeq, a predicted model, not a curated record